Molecule: messenger RNA, 1416 nt
Organism: Entamoeba invadens IP1
Lineage: Eukaryota; Evosea; Mastigamoebida; Endamoebidae
Exons: 1
Coding region: 1-1416 (471 amino acids)
Source: RefSeq, a predicted model, not a curated record
AUGGCUCAACUGGAAGUGCCAUUUGUUGCUAACAUCUUUUUCUAUUUAUCAAGUGUCACAGACGCAGCAAAACUUACUUUUGUGUGUCAUAGAUGUCGCGAAUCUGCUUUGGCCCUGCGAAAGAACCCGUUAUACCCAACUACUAAUACAAGGCUUUUACUCCUUCGAGAGCUUCGUGUGUUCUCAAAGAUCCAAACGGUCUGUUUCCAUGACGAGUUGACACCAGAAGAGUCGGACAAGUUUAACUUGGUGUGUUGCACUGCGUCCGCCAAAGUGAAUCUCAACAAGGUUCGAGAAGUGAUGCCGUCGCUUUCAUUUAGCACCAAAAACAUUGUUCCAAUCGACGCGAGUGUUAUCAAUUUCGUUUUUGCGCCUCACCAUUUCGACACAAGCUUCGACACAACAAAAAAGUAUUUUGAAGACGCCGCAAAGUGUUUUUGUAUUAAGAAACUUGUUGUUUACAUCAAGCCAACAAACGUUCUUGGCGGCGAAGGUAUUCCCGACAAUUCAAAGAAAAUUGUGCUUGAAAAAAUCACUGAAUUUCUCAUUCUCUUUCGCGACCAAAAUGUAUCUAAAGUCCACUGUGAUGUCAUUUUGAAGACUCCAUUUCUAUCUGAGGAGAAAUUUUCAAUUCUUCACUCUUUCAAUGUCUCGGUGAUGUACACAGGAAAGGACUUAGACGAAGAAGUUUUAAAACUUUCUGAAAAGAAAUUGUUGUAUAUUGAAAACAAAGAGCGGAGUGUAUACUAUAAGAUAAUAACUUCUCCACUUCUUCAACCAUUUUGUGAGAAAUAUUAUAUCCAAAAGCUAGUGUUAUUUAAAUUACCAAGUAAUCUGACUGAAGUGAACUUUUCCGAGUUGACCACACUCACACAACUGAAGAUAGUUGAAUCAACUCAAGAAAUUGGAGCAACGUUCCCUGUCACACUCAACUCACUCUCAUUUGGAAGUCCACUCACUGUUUUGAACGCGAAACAGUUGACACAUUUGACCGCUUUGACUGCGCCAAAAAUUGUUCAUAUACCUUCACUGAAAGAAUUCACAUUUGCUCCAAAUGCAAUUUCAAAGACUUUCCCAUCUUUGGAACAAUUCAGGUUACAAAGUUUGACUUUGAAUUCAUUCGAUUUGAGUUAUUUGGAUCUCGAGCCGUACCUCUUUAUUACUUCCGUCAACUUCAAAAGCGGAAUCUACAGGGAAGUCGUCCUUCCAUUACUCCUCGAAAGGCUCAAAGUGGAUAUAUUUUGCUCAAACAUCCCACACUUCUUAAACAUCGAAAAUCUUAAAUUGAAGUCGGUCAUAAUCCUCCCACAACUCAUGGACGAGUACUACCCAAGGUUUAAACUAAACAAAGAGCAUUUAGUCGAACAAAAUAUCCCUGAUGGUCUUCUACAGAUUGAAGGGUGUGUUCUUGUGUAA